UUUGAGCACUAGCUUUUUAAUGUUGCAUAAUGGAAAGUAUGUGCAACCGAAAUUUGUAUUUUCUAGAUACUAAAUUCUGUUAGCUCUUAUUUGACCAUGCAGUUGAUCUCCAUGGACCUUCGUUAAACGCGGUUGACCCGACAAUAUGCAUAGCUAAUGAGAUUGUCUUUAAAUGACAUCAUCUCUCAUGACCGAAUUUCCUCGGGGAGAAGAGAAGCAGUCUGUGGCUGUCUCAAGAGAAGGCGAAAAAUGUGAAAAAAUCAAAAAAGACAAGUAAAUAGAAGGGCUAGAGAAGUAAAUGGAGUUCUCAUGUAGAGUAUUUAAACAUCAAUUGUAAUUUAUAAGGCAAAAUGAGGAUCGUAAUUCUUAUUACAGUGGCGUUGACGGCAUUAAUUGUUGACAUAGGUAGUUCUGCUUCUAAGUUAAAGCACUCGCCAAAAUCAGUGAUAACACCAAAUAAAAAACACGACAAGCAAGUAGCGACUCCAACAAGACGUUCUUCUUCUCGUCAAGUAGAACUUGAUCAUUCGACGACGGCGGGGAAGAAUCUUGGAUCUACAGCGAAAAUAAAGGUUCCUGAUAAAACGCUCAAUCACGAAGCAAACGAGACUAAGAAAGCCAUGAUUUGGCCUAAAAAGAUGCUACCGCGGCUAGAGCGAAUUUUGAUGAAGAAAAUGAGCGGUGGUGAUGAUGGUAGCGAUAAUUCGUAUCUGGAUAAUUAUGAUGGACAUAGAUUGCACGAUGACGACGAUAGUGAUAAUAAUGAUGAAGACAAUGAUGACAACAAUGCUUCUCCGACAUCUAAAGCCGACUACGCAGAUAACUAUGAUGGCGUUCGACCAAAACACCACCAUCGAGGCACUAAGUUCAAUGGCAUGGAUGUCGUGCCUCUUAUGAAAAUGCUAAGACACAAAUUCGGUGAGUCGUCUCCUUAUGAUUCUAAUGGGUUUACAGGGAUGCCCGCCACCCAAAACAAUAAGUUUUUACUAAAGACAUUAAUGAACCAAGCGUUAGGGAAGCCAGAUCGCGGCUCCGUGCUUAAGGACAUGAUGCAGGAGUUUUAUCUGGCGAAGGGAAAUGAUAAAGAAGGUGACGAAGCUCGGGAAGCAUUAGAUGAACUUGUCGGUCACAAUAACUUGCUUCGCAUGAACAGUGAGUUAGAAGGACAGACAGCAUCAGUGGACGUGGGUCCAACGGAUAACACUAAUUCUUUUACAGGAGGAGAAGGAAGAGGAGGAGUAAGAGCAAUGAAUGGAGACAUGAAUGGAGCGAUAAAUGGAGCCAUGAAUGUUCAGAAUGACGCGACGCCUAUUCUACGGAAUACAGGUACCGCCGGUAGGUUUGGCGCGAGUCCGUUUGGCGGCACGGGUGUUCUAGAGGCCCAGGAAUUGCCAAAUGGGCAAAUCGCACCUCUAGGCGCCCGUCGUCCAGGCAUGGGGCUUAUGAAUAACAUUCAGCCUAUGAUGAAUAGAGUGGCGAAUCCAACGACGAGGAUGCUACAGGAUGAUCGUUUGCCCCAGCAGCAGAUGCCCGAGGAACCUGUUUUUGACGAGCCUGCUGCUGUUCCUAUCGGUGCCUCCACCGUACAGGCCGAACCCGAGGCUGAACCGGAGCAGAUAGCGGCUGCCAUGCGGCAGCAGUCGGACUCCAAACCAGGGAAUCAGCUAGUACUGGAGGAGGAGCCCGAGAAUGCUGCGCGUGGAAUCAAACCUCCUCCUUUCGCCUCACUCCAAGACCAAGCAGCCAGAGAGAUGAAACUCGGUGCAAACUUUCGAGCACCGCCAACUUAUGGACCCUUCAGGAACCCGGGAUUCCAGCGUGCGCAGAUGGCCAAUCAAAUGGAUCAAAACGAACUGGUCACUGAUACUGAGCAAAGAUUUGAGACUGCGUCUCCACUGACAGAAUCACAGUCGUUUCCAGGCGAAUACACAUUUCAGCAAAACACUGCAAGGCGACAUGAACUGCCGAAACACAUAACCAAGGUUACAAUAUCAGAAAAAACUAGAUUAGGACGUAAGAAGGAUCACACGCAUAAAUCGCAUAGGAAGCAGGUCUUAUGAUAUAACUUCUGUAUAUUUGACCAGUAUUUAUAGUGAAUAAAAGCAUGUUGAUCAUAA
This is a messenger RNA of Nematostella vectensis (starlet sea anemone), 2117 nucleotides long. RefSeq lists its product as uncharacterized. NCBI's taxonomy places the organism in Eukaryota, Metazoa, Cnidaria, Anthozoa, Actiniaria, Edwardsiidae. The record is from RefSeq and is a predicted model, not a curated record. Bases 351 to 2060 code for a protein of 569 amino acids. The transcript has 3 exons.